Molecule: messenger RNA, 1895 nt
Organism: Ascoidea rubescens DSM 1968
Lineage: Eukaryota; Fungi; Ascomycota; Saccharomycetes; Ascoideales; Ascoideaceae
Product: Zn(II)2Cys6 transcription factor
Exons: 1
Biological process (GO): regulation of DNA-templated transcription
Molecular function (GO): zinc ion binding; DNA-binding transcription factor activity, RNA polymerase II-specific
Source: RefSeq, a predicted model, not a curated record
GCCAUUUUAUUACAGAACUAAUAAGAUAAUUGGGUUUUUGUUUCUUCUGCUUCUUCUGCUUCUUCUGCUUCUUCUGCUGCUUUUGCUGCUUUUUCCUUAUCUUUCUGUUCUUCUCUGCUUCAUUUUUCAUCUUUUCUUUUGCUGUUUCUGCCCCUACCUGCCCUGCCCAGCUCUCUGGAGUAGACUCAACUAAGUUCUCGACCUCCGAAACCCAUCUUGAUUCAGCUUCUUUUGACUUCGCUGCUUCAUGUCAACUACUUCUAUUUCUGAUAUCUCAAUCCAAAGCUGAGUGCCAUUAUUCAUCGUUAUUCAUCUCUUGAUUCUCUUAUUGCUCAUAGCUAGGCUAUUCACCUUCGUCCCACUUUCUUCCCGGUUCUGCUGUUACACGUCUUUCGCUCUAGAUGGACCUUAUACCUUCAUCCUCCUCUCUUUCUCAACCAAAUACUGCUGGUACUCAUCUGAAUAACACUAGCUUAGUCAAAACCAAAAAAGUGAGAAAAAAAUGUCUCCAAAGACCUUGUGAUGCUUGUGCUAUAAGAAAAGUCAAAUGUGAUAGCAAUGGUAAUGACAAAACUCCUUGUUCAAAUUGUAUCAAACAUAAAAUCUCUUGUACAAAUAAAAGAAUUCGCAAAAAGUUAGGCCCUAAAAAUUUACAUAAAAAAACUUUGAUUCAAAUUAAUAAUUCAAUUAAUAAUAAUCUCAAUACCACUAUUAAUAACAAUAAUAACAAUACCACUUUUAAUAAUAACAAUAACAAUAAUCUCUCUUACUCUAACGACAAAAUUAAAAAAAUAUCAAUAAAGUAUAUCCUACCUUGUCUCAAAAUUUAUCAAUCUUAUAUCUAUGGGGUUUGGCCCAUUUUAUCGGUUAAUAGCUAUCUUAUAUCUAAGAUCAAUAACGACAAUGACAUCCUAAACCAUACAACUUCUCCUCACUAUUCAAUGGUUUGCGCAGUCUCUGCUGCCAUCGUUGUACAAUCUUCCUUCUUAAACUCAAUGAACAUAAAUCUAAAUCUUAAUAACUUGUCUGCCCUAGACUUUGCCAAUGAAGCCAUUAGAGUUCGAUCAUUCUAUGAUUUCAUCUCUCCCUCAAUAGAAUCCUUAUUAACUUCUUAUUUUCUCUAUAAAUUUUUCUAUUACUCAAAUGUUUCAAAUAACUUAUCAAAGGCAAUUUACUACCUAAGAGAAUCAAUCACUUUCUCUCAAUUACUAGGCCUACACUUGCCAACAACCUAUAAAAAUAAACCCCCCAUCGAACAAAAUAAUUUCAAAAAAAUAUAUUAUCUCCUUUAUAACACUGAAAGAUAUAUAUCUCUUGAACACACUUUUCCAAUUGUUUUAGACCCGAUUAUUGAUCUCCCAAUCCUAGAAUAUGAUGACCAUCCUCACUUGUUAAAUGGCUUUCUCAAACUAUUAGGCGUCUUCAAGACUCCUGAUAAAUCCUUUUUCGAAACUUGGAUCAAAAUAGACUUGAAUUCAAACACACUUAAAAACUCCUUGAAUCAUGUUAACAUCAAUUUCAACAUUAAAAAUAUAAGACCUUGCAUCAUCCAAAUCCAAAACCAUUUAUCACAUUUAUCGCCUUGUUAUAGUGCAACUGAUAUCCAGAAAAUUGAUAUAGUUGUAACAAAAUUCUGGAUUAAAUCUCUAACCUGGACCAUGGCCUCAAAGUUUCCAAAUCUAUUAAUUAACCCACUAGAAGUUUCCCUAGAAAAUCCCCUCAAUCUUGAAUCUUCUUUAAGAUUAGAUUUUCCCUUUUUCAAUUUACGAACUUUUAUAAAUAUAAUCUCAGAUUCACACUUGAGCUCUUUUGCUGCACAUGGUCCAAUAGUUAUCUUAAAAUUACUACAAAUCUCAGAAUCCUGUUUCCUUUCUUCAAAUAUACUAUCUUCCUAC